Molecule: messenger RNA, 848 nt
Organism: Vanessa atalanta (red admiral)
Lineage: Eukaryota; Metazoa; Arthropoda; Insecta; Lepidoptera; Nymphalidae
Gene: Rpp21
Product: ribonuclease P protein subunit rpr2
Exons: 3
Coding region: 108-491 (127 amino acids)
Biological process (GO): tRNA processing
Cellular component (GO): nucleolar ribonuclease P complex
Source: RefSeq, a predicted model, not a curated record
CUGUCAAUUGUUAAAGUAUAUCUUUGGUUAUGUAUUUUUUUUAAAUUGAGGAAAAAUCUUUGAAUUAAAAACCUUAAUUAUUGAAAGCAUCUUUAUGUUUAUAUAUAAUGCUGUCGCCAAUGCAAUUAUCGAAAAAGAUUCAAGGGAAUGAUUCUUCGCAAAGAAUUAAUUAUCUCUACCAAAUAAGUAAAAAAGUAGUAGAAAAGAAUCCAGUAUUGUCUGCGUACUACGGGAAUCUUGCAGUUAGUGUAGCAAAGAAAAAUGUAUUAAAAAUACAUCCAGACAUUAAGAGGCAAUUAUGUAAGAAGUGUCGCUGUAUGCUCAUAGACAAAAAAUCAGCUAAAGUCAAGAUCAAAAACAAAAAGAAAACAAAAUACAUUCAGGUGACUUGCAAUACUUGUAAGAUGACCAAAUAUUUUCCAGCCAAUAAAGGGAAUAAUCAUAGACUAUGGCUUGAGAAUCCUGAAGCUAUUGUGGAAAUUGUAAAUUGACUUUAUUUGUCUCUUUGGAAGUUUAUUUGAAUAUUAUUGUCAUCUACCUGAACUGCGAGAACUGUUGGAAGAACUAUUUGAGAAUAAUUUUAUCUUUGUUUCAAUCAAUCAAUCAUAAACCUAAAGUUCUCGGUUCUUAGCCUUCCGCAUCCAGUUGGGUCUCAUCUCGUAGGUCCACUUGUUUGGAGGGCAUAAAUAAAUGGAGCUGAAUCUAUUUCUGUAAAACAUAGUCAAAGUUUGUACACUACAUAUGUAUAAUAAUUGCAUUAUUUUUAAAUGCUCUUAAAAAUCAGUUAUUUUUGUCAUUUUUGCCAUUUGUUUGAUUAAUCAAUAAAGUUUUCUUUUAUCUGUGUUAUA